Aspergillus melleus is the source of this 993-nucleotide messenger RNA. Its product is annotated as Kelch repeat protein. The coding region runs from base 1 to 993 and encodes 330 amino acids. Gene Ontology annotation, molecular function: protein binding. The record is from RefSeq and is a predicted model, not a curated record. Lineage: Eukaryota; Fungi; Ascomycota; Eurotiomycetes; Eurotiales; Aspergillaceae. The transcript is spliced from 2 exons.
AUGGCUCUUCCUAUAUGGACAAAGCUUCUCUCCCACAGCUCCAUUCAAAGGUCCUCCCAAACCCUCUCCGUCCUGGGCGGCAACGCAUACAUAUACGGCGGAGAACUAAAGCCCCGCGAACCUGUUGACUCCUCUGUAUACUGCAUCCCUUUGAACCAGAACGCCACCCCCACGACCGAAAAAACCAUAACCCAGCUGAACCCCCCAAAGACCCCCCAACCGCGCGUCGGCGCCGCAUCCACAACCCUAAACAACAAGAUCUACAUCUUCUCCGGCAGAGGCGGUACAGCCAUGGCUCCCAUCGAAGAGAACGGUUCAUUCUGGGUCUUCGACACGACCACCAACAUCUGGGAGCAUGUAUCUCCCUCCGAUGCAGGGUCAAACUACCCGGUCGGAAGAAGCUACCACGCUCUGACAAACGAUGGUCACUCAACGAUUUUCCUGCACGCAGGAUGUCCCGAGCAAGGCCGCCUGAAUGAUUUCUGGUCGUUUGAUCUUCGCACGCGUGUUUGGCGGGAAUUACCCGCUGCGCCCGGGGCAGCACGAGGUGGGACGUCGAUUGCAUUUGCGAAAAGGAUGGUGUUUAGGAUGAAUGGGUUUGACGGGAAGAGUGAGAUUGGAGGUGCGGUUGAUGUGUUUAAUAUUAGGACGGAGGCGUGGGAGUCGGUGUCGUUUGCUGCCGAUGGGGUUUCUGGACCAGCGCCUCGGAGCGUGAGUUGUUUGGUUGCUGUUGGGGGGAAGUUGAUUACGAUGUUUGGGGAGGGGAAUCCAAGUGCUUUGGGGCAUCAAGGGGCGGGGAAGAUGUUUUCUGAUGUGUGGGCUUUUGAUGUCGAGGAGAGGAAGUGGGAGGAGGUUAGGGUUGAGGGGGAUGGGCCGGUGGCGAGGGGGUGGUUUGAUGCGGAGGCUGUUGGCGACGGAGUAGUGGUUCAGGGUGGGUUGGGAGAGAAUAACGAGAGAUUGGGAGAUCUGUGGAAGCUUCGUUUGGAUUUUUGA